This is a messenger RNA of Symbiodinium pilosum, 1749 nucleotides long. Lineage: Eukaryota; Dinophyceae; Suessiales; Symbiodiniaceae. The record is from the annotation of a GenBank genome assembly.
AUGUGCUGUGUCUUUCAAGCUCAGGAAGGACGGCUGCUUGCCACCGAUGAUCAGGCCGCUGAGGUUCAGGACCAGAUGGAGGCAAGGCGGCUGAAGCUCGUCGAAGGGGUCCCCAUCUUGUCCUCGAGUCCUACUGUGACCAGUGGCCAGAAGAGGUGCUUGGCAUUUCUUCGUAUCCUCAUAUUCACUUCGGCUGCUGCUGGCCUGCUGUGGCUGCAGAUUUGGCUGUGCGUGCAGUUUGGUGGUAUGUGGCUUGAAGCCGCACGUCCCACGACGGGAGUCCUUGGCCGGAACGGCACCGUGGUAGACGAAGAGGACUACAGCUGCCCUUUGCAGGUGGAGGUGCAGGAUCCCUGGGCUUACAACCUGGCUCAAAGCCUCACUUCUCAGAUCGCGAUUACGCCCGCGGGCAAAUUUGCGGAAGGCUUACCAGUGGUUGUCUGGUAUGCCAGUGAGGAGGUGUACAGGAAUGUUAACAUGUACAUCAUCCUCAGCUUUGGAGCCCGAACUCUGAACCCGACAAACUUGAGUCUGUCUGUUGAGAAGGCGAUGACGAGCAAUGAGUACAUGACAGCGAUUCACAAUGCCUUCUCCCGCAACCAUUUGAAUCCGCUGGCGCAGAGAUCGUUGGAUGGGACAAUGUUCGUGAGUGACGGCAAGAUGUGGGUCAACGGAGAAUGGCAAGACAUUGUCGUCACACAUGACUGGAUGGUCAUCUCGGGCCUAGCAUUCGGCCUUAUGCUGUUGCUCUGCUUCAGCGUUUUAAAGUGGAUCUGCAAGGAGAUUCGUCACGACUGGAAGUUCAGCUGCGAUGUCUGGGUGGCCCAGUACGAGUAUCUCUGGGAGAGGGCCAAGAGAAAGGAUAUCUUCUCGUCAGAUUCGCACACGCUCUCAGAAAAAGAGAUGGAGGAAGCUCUUCACAAGAAGCCGCCAAAGAAAGAAGGUGAUGAGCUGCAUCUGACCUUCCAGGAAAGAUUGCAGAUGUGCUCACCGUUCUUCGUUCUGGACAACUUUCUGUCCAAUGCCUAUACGUGCGAGGAGCAGGCUGGGAUGGCGGUGAUUUCGUCACUGUUCCAUGCCGUGGUCUUCAGCGCAGUGUGCUUGAUUCCAUGCUACGCAUGUUGCUUGCUGCCCGCAUGGGCCCCUGCGUUCAACACCAUGAUCUCAGCGUACGGCCUGUGCAUCAUCCUCUUGGGGACCUUCUACUAUGCCUCAGUUGACCAUGGCAUGGUCCGUUUCUCGCUGAGCUUGCUGCAGAUAGCAUGCCUGGCAUUUUGGACGAUUCUGACAAUUGUGUAUAUUGUCACUGCCAUCAUCUACCUGACAGCGAUGUCUGCGAUCGAUGAGGAUCUGAUUCCAGAUGCCUUGAGCCCCCUAGGUACCGUUGCAGCCUACACGUAUAUCAUUGCAAUUAAGAUGAAGGACCUCCAGCGACACUACAUGGACGUCUUGCACGGCAAAGGCUCUAAAGGAUUCAUCCUUUCCCAGAUAAGCAGAUUGGGCUUGACCACGGGCGCAAUCAUCAUGCUGGUGCUGGAAGGAGUGGCUGCGCUAGUGGCGCUUUUAAUUCUGCAGCUGAAGGUGCGGAACACGUACGCUGGUCCCGGGAUGCAAGGAAACUUGCUGAGCUCAGCCAUUCUCCCAACGUACGCCGUGGUGAACUCGAUUGUUCAACUUCGCAAGAGCUCGAUGAGCGAUGCAGUCGACACGGUCGAUGACAUCACAGGAGGCAUCAUCGAAGUCCUUUGA